Messenger RNA from Caenorhabditis angaria, 442 nucleotides. The record is from the annotation of a GenBank genome assembly. NCBI's taxonomy places the organism in Eukaryota, Metazoa, Nematoda, Chromadorea, Rhabditida, Rhabditidae.
AUGAUUCGACUCAUUCUCACAUUCUGUCUUUUCUCAAUUCUCGUCGAUGCAACAGAUUUUGUAAUCAGAGAACAAAUGGUUUGCAACAUACGUAGCAAUUGGGGAUAUUCUAUUAGAUUUGUGGAAAUUGAUACUAUGUAAGUUAUAAAUUGCCACGUCAUAGCAAGUAUUGAAAAAUGUUUGUAGACAGGACGACGGGAUAUACGAAAAUAACUGGGUAUCUGUAAAUGGAAAUUCCAAUGGACCAAGGCAUGUUACUAAUUUCGUUUACAAUGCUGGUGAUGGAUGGCGUGAUCCACAUUAUGAGUUGGGAAUAAAAGUCACUCACACUUGUACAAACAAUGGAAAACAAUCGACAUUCACUCAGUACAUCGAUCAUGUUGCCGUUAGCAAUCAGUAUUAUUUGAAGGAGAUUGUUGGAUUUGUGUUGGAUAAUCGAUGA